Messenger RNA from Limanda limanda (common dab), 5441 nucleotides. It is a transcript of the gene zcchc14, whose product is annotated as zinc finger, CCHC domain containing 14. NCBI's taxonomy places the organism in Eukaryota, Metazoa, Chordata, Actinopteri, Pleuronectiformes, Pleuronectidae. The coding region runs from base 164 to 3376 and encodes 1070 amino acids. The record is from RefSeq and is a predicted model, not a curated record. The transcript is spliced from 13 exons. Gene Ontology annotation, molecular function: zinc ion binding; phosphatidylinositol binding; protein binding.
CCUCGGUCCGUGACUCCAGAGAAAGUUGGGAAAAGAAGUUUACGGCCACUUGAGUGCGCAAUUACGUAUCCUGCAGACGCGCUCCCUUUGUUGUGGACUCGCAGCUGAAAGUGACAUUCUGCCUCCAGCUGUGCUCGAUCCAGCUGUUGUCGAGGGGGGGUGCAUGAGGAUGGUGGAGAGCCGCAGCUGUGUGCAGAGGGAGGGGGUGUUCCGCUGGUUCUCCUGCCUCACCUCCGCCCAGAGAGCCGAGUUCCUGUGCGGGCUGCUGGACCUGUGCGUGCCCGUGGAGCUGCGGUUCCUCGGCUCCUGCCUGGAGGACCUGGCCCGCAAGGACUACCACUCGCUGCGGGACGCGGAGAUCCGGGCCAACAACCCGCAGGACCUUUCGGGUCUCACCAACAUCACCGACGAGGUGGUGCGCAGCAAACUGCUGGUGUCCCUGGCCCUGCUGGGCUCGGGCAGCCGGGAGGCGGCGGGGGUCCUGUACCGGACCCUCACCCACACGGACACGGUGAUUAACAACUAUGGAAUGGCGCUGAACGACGGGAGGACGGAGGAGCAGUUCCUCCUGCUGUUCACCAUGGCCUCCAACCACCCGGCCUUCAGCUUCCACCAGAAGCAGGUGCUGAGGCAGCAGCUCGGACAGAUCCAGGACAUCCUGCAGAGCCAGAGCAGAGAGGCCGGCACUGGGUCGGGGUCGGGGGUCACCGUGGGACGAGGAGACCAAGCAGUCGACCUCAGCCCUCCUGUCCCAGACCUCCCUCCUCCUCCUCCACCUCCACCACCUCCUCCUCCUCCUCCACCACCUCCACCUCCUUUACCUCCUCCUCAUCUCCCCCUCUCUCUACCUGCUGGACAAGGCCUGGAUGCAGCAGCAACAAACAUCCACCAGGGGAAAACAGGAAAAGUGGAGAUCGAGAGGCUGAAGCUGAGAGGAGUGACGCACACGUGUGAAGACAACAGGGAGUACGUGUUCGAGGUGAGCUGGUCAGAUGGUUUUGUGUUGUCCGUUGUGCGAUCCCAUCAGGAGGUGACGGAGCUGUUGUCCCAGCUGUCUGAGGCGUUUCCUGAUGAAGGAGUGGAGAAGCUCCUCCUCCAGUUCACUGAGCCGGAUCCCAGGUGUCUGACAGCGCUGCCCGGCCACGUCCUCCAGCACCACAGCGUCCAGCUGUUCUUCACCUCCACCAGGCCUCUCUCACCCAAGUGUCCUUCCUCCCUCUCUUCCUCCUCCUCCCCCCCUUCACCUGCCUCCCCUCCCACGGCUCCCGUGACCCCGACCUGCCCGUUCACCUCCAGCUCCAAUCUGGGCUGUGCUCUUCAGUACCGAGGAGCGAACAGGGCGGUGUACCGCGUGGCGAGCGUCCAGCCGGUGGUCAGCAGCCACAGCUCCGUCCUCACCCGCUCCGCUCCUCACCUCUCCUCCCUGCCUCCUCCUCUCCCUCCCUCCCUCCCGCCUCCCCAGCACCCCUCCCAGCUGUCCUCCCUCUCUCCCGCUCUGCCGCCGCUGCCCUGCCAGCGCUCCAUGGCGUGCGGCGGCGGCGGCGGCGAUAACUCCCCCCAACACAGUCAGUCGCACUCCUUCCCUCAACACUCCCAACACCACCUCCUCCCCCAAACCUGCACUCAGCCGGCGUCCCUCUCACAUUCCCAGUCCCUUCCAUACUCGCCGUCCCGCUCCCUGUCCCACGCCCAGCCGCCGCCGCCUCAGCCCGGCGGCGCCGAGCAGAACGGAAUCCUGGACUGGCUCCGCAAGCUGCGGCUCCACAAGUACUACCCCGUGUUCAAGCAGCUCACCAUGGAGGAGUUCUUGGCGCUGACAGAGGAGGAUCUGAACAGGUACGACUUGACCCAGGGAGCCAAGAAGAAACUCAAGACGCAGCUGGAGCUUCAAAACAGGGAGAUGAAAAUGGAGAAGCGCUCCUGCAGGGUGACGCCCUCCAGUCACAUGGGACCCUCAGCUCACAUCUCCACCUCAGGAGAGCUGCGUGUGGAGGUGGACCCAGCGUCGCACCCCCACCCGGUCUCCACGGACAGCAGCUCCUCCUCGGGCUACUCCAGCUCCUCCUGCUCCUCCUGCUCCCCCCGGACCCCCCACGGCUGUGACUCCUCCUUCGACCGGAUCAGGGACCUUCACCGGAGAGUGUCGGGUGCAGACGUCGGGGGGGCGGCAGCAGAGAAGGAGCGGUCCUGCCUCUUCCUCCUGAGCUCCGGCUGUCCCUCGGGCUCCGGUCGUCCCACGGCCCAGGUCCUUCCUGUCCAGACUGACCCAGCUCCGCCCCCCCACCCUCCCUCCGGCUCCUCCCACCUCCCCUUCGGCCUCCCACAGUCUCCCUACCACCCCCCCCAGGCCGGCUACCCUCAGACCCUCCUCUGCCCGGUCUCGAACACGGCUCGCAUCCUGACCUCCCCACGGAAGCCCCGGCCCCCCCCACUGUGCACGGAGGACCGGAUGAAGCCGCUGGGUUCGGGUCUGCCGGCGGGGGGGGUGGCGGUGGGGGGGUUCGGUCCGGGGCUCGGGGGGGGCGCCGUGGGUCUGAUGGUGGAAACCAGCUCGGCUCUGACCUCCACCUCCAACAGCCUCCACCACGUAUCCCACCCCCCUCUCCACUUCCACCUGUCCUCCUCCUCAUCCCCCUCUCCGUCCGGAUACUACUCCUAUCCUCCUUCUUCCUCCUCUUCCUCCUUCUCUUCUUACUCCUCCUCCUCCUCUUCCUCCUUCUCUUCUUUCUCCUCCUCCUGUCCCUCCACAAAGACCGGCUCACUCUCUGGGAGUUUGGGUGGUGGCUUUGUUGCCAUGGCGACCAGCAGUGUUCCUGUGGCCGCGGUACCCGGAAACACGUACUACCCCGCCCAGCCGACCUCCAGCCCCUCCCCCUCGCCGUCCUCUGCCUCCUCAUUGGAUCAGAACUCAGGCCACACCCCUUCCGUGUGCGUUUGCAGCUCCUGUGGUUGUCGGGGGAACUGCGGCGCCUAUGGAACGUUGCCUGGUUACGCCGCGGCGGGCUACCUGCAGCCCUUCUCGGCCGGCCCCUCCCUCUUCACCCUGGGUCACCUCCUCCACCUCAGCCCCCUGCUGGCCUCGCCCGGCGCCACCGGCUCCACGCCCUUCUCCUACCCCAUGAUGAUGCCUCCGCCCCUCUACCGCCACAGCCCUGUGUCACAUGACCAGCAGCAGGGCUUUGGGUUCUACCAGCCGCACGGCAUCAUGGGAAACGUAGGCCAGAAGCGGGCGGCGGGCAGCCUGUCGUGUUAUAACUGUGGCGCGAACGGACACCGAGCCGAGGACUGCAAACAGCCGCCCAUGGAGUCAGUGCAGCAAGGGACGUUUCGGCUGAAGUACACCCCCCGCUCGGACACUAAGGACUCGGGGGACUGACCAGCAGCUGGGAUCCGACCCGUCGUCCUCCCGACACACCUGCACCUCGUGUUCCUGCUGGACGGAGACAAAGGGACGAGCACACAGACUGACAGGCAGAGACCUCUUCUUUCCUUUUGAAUUCUUCUGCAGCAGAUAAGAGAGACGAGAGCCGGAUGGAGCCUUUCUGAUCGGAUUACUUCUCCUCCCUCCUCAGAUCUCCUCAGAUACAAAGGUCCCAAGGAGAGGUGGGAUUUGUAAAACUCUGCCAUGCUUCAUUUCAGAGACUAAACUCUGACUCAUCCACAGAGGAAACAGACAUCAGACACGUUACCUUCACCAGAGAGAGACUCAGAUUAAUCACUGAGCAUCGCUGGUUCACAAACCAAAGGCUCAGCACUGCAGCUUCCUGGUGACGUCCUGCAAACAACUUGUUCUAAAUCACAAAACGCAUCUUCUAGUCUAGAGACAGACUGGAAACGGUGAGAAUCUACCGUUUUCUGUUGAUACUCAGCUUUAAAACCUGGAUUCUUCUGUACGUCGUUUGAUUCGUUCAGAGCUGUGUCCCACUGCCACACAACACACUCAUUAUAUGAUAUAGUGUAUUCUACUUUUCUUAGUUAUAUGAGAAGUCAAAAUAGAGAACUGUUUUAAAUGGUAAAUCUCCUGUAUUCAUAUAGAUCUUUAAUAGUCUUGAUCACCUCUCAAAGUGCUUUACAGUACAGUUUAUUGCCUUUCACACAUUCACACACAUAUUCAUACAGUGCAUCUAUGAGCAGCACUUUAUUUAUGAGGCGUUCAGUGUCCCACCCCCCUCGGCCAUAGUAAACAGUAGAUGAUGCAAAACAUGCAAAGACGAUCAAACCGCCACUUUAAAACUUCACUGUCCAUUUCACUUUAUAGAAGCAGCUAAACGUUGUUAUUAAUUUAAUUUUCUGCAGGUUAUUUACAGCACUAAAGACAAAUGAAUUCCUACAUUAACUGUGAUUCCAAAGAUGUCGUUCUCAAACCCUUCUGACAAAGAAAUGUACAUUGAGGUUUGAUGUUUUACAGUUUAACCAAAAGCACACAAAAACAACCAAAUAUCUAGAACUAGAAGCAAGAAAAUAAACAUUUUUAUGUCAAAUACAAAACCAAAUAUUUUCUGCAUCGUUUACAUAUUGCCAACACAGACACAGACACAGAUAUCUGUCCAGGGACACAGUGUAAACGUCCGUGUGGAAGCUGAGGAUCUCAGCGCUGCACCUUCUCCUCCAGGUUUCUCCUUCAGCUGAACCGAUCACGUGUGGACGAUCUUCUCUUCUCUUCUCUUCUCUACCUCUCCUCUUCUCUCCGCUCCUGCUUCUAACUGAAGACUCUCAGUCGGCAGCUGCAUCUCCAGUUUACACCAGUGUGCCUGUUGCAUUUCAAAGAGGAGAUAAACAUUUCAAAAGUGCUGAUUCUUCUUCCAGCUCGACUCGUUCUCUCGCUCCAGACGUGAUGGAGCUGCGUCCUUUUGUAAUUAAUUUGUAGAGUGUUUGCGUCAGAUUAAAACCAGGUUGUUUAUUAAAAAGGUCUCACAGGGAGUUGGAGUGUGUGGCUGUGAGUGAGCUGCUGGGCCGGACCCGGAGUUCUACAGACACGAGGACAGCCGGUCCUUCAGAUGAAUCCGUUCCCCUGGAGCCGCACGGGACGUUUAUUUAAAAGAGUAAAUAAUGAACAAUCGGUUUGUGUAACUUGGACAAUGUGCUUUUGUAUUGUGUUGUCAGGAUCUGACUGAGAAUGAACUGUUACGUCUAUUUAAAUUUCAACUGUGUCUCUAGUCACAAAGAAAAAGAGAAAAGUGCCUUAAACUUUAAUAUUGUUCUUUUUUGUACCAAAGAAAAACUUUUUUACAAAGAGCUCCAGCGUUUCUCCACUUCUCAGUCAAGCUGCAUCGAGUUGCUUCAUCUUCAGUAAAACCUGCUUUUGAAAUAUUUGUGCCAAGUUUAUAAAAAUCAUGUUCGUUUGUUGGACAGAUUUUCUGUUUUUUAUUGUUUUGUGUGUUUUACAACUUUAUCUGAAGUUUGAGGGAAAAAAACAUUUGAAUAAUAAAAAAAAUGCCAGU